Messenger RNA from Aspergillus melleus, 1344 nucleotides. RefSeq names its product fungal specific transcription factor domain-containing protein. Gene Ontology annotation, cellular component: nucleus. Gene Ontology annotation, biological process: positive regulation of transcription from RNA polymerase II promoter by galactose. NCBI's taxonomy places the organism in Eukaryota, Fungi, Ascomycota, Eurotiomycetes, Eurotiales, Aspergillaceae. The record is from RefSeq and is a predicted model, not a curated record. The coding region runs from base 26 to 946 and encodes 306 amino acids. The transcript has 3 exons. Gene Ontology annotation, molecular function: DNA-binding transcription factor activity, RNA polymerase II-specific; RNA polymerase II cis-regulatory region sequence-specific DNA binding.
AGUGAUCUCUCGUUCCGCGGAAGAAAUGUACGGUCAGCACCAUGAAUCGCUCCUGCAAAUGUGGAGGAUAGCUCGGUCGAUUACGGAUGAUCUCCGUUGCUAUGACGCGAAGAUGCGGCGAGCUCUGGGCUUCGGCCUUGACAAAUGUGCUCAGCAAGGGGUGUUAGGUGUACAGCAAGCCAUGCUUAUCACUCUUUAUUACCACACAAUCUUGUUGACGUUUCGACCAUUCUUGAUAUUUCGCGGUCGAUGGCAGAGAGACGCGAAAUUGGCACCGCAUCGUGCUGCAAACGAGACGAGUAAGCGUCCGACUGAGGUUCCAGCAUGGCUCAACGACGCUUGCAACCACGCUCUCAGUGCUGCCUGCAGGACCAUACAUUUUCUAUACGAAGCGUCGAUUGUGAACGAUCUCGUGAGGGAACUCCGCUACCAUGGUUAUUUCCUCGGCAGCGCCUCGUUCGCUCUGAUAUACGACCUAAUGCACGGCGAAAACCUCGCCAGCACCCACCUUCCGUGGAUACACGCAACCCUGCAAUGUCUUUCAUCGAUACGGGCCGGCGAUCCGAUCCAAAGCACAAUCGGUGCUAUCGAGACGACCCUGAAAAAGAUCCAUCCCUCAUACGAAUGGGUGGCUCAUCCCGGCAUAAAGAAUCAGGGUCCUGUUAUUGACCCCGUCGCAAAUGAUGUUCGACCGCCUAGUAUGGCGGACCAGCAAGGAAGCAUCGUGGCGGAUGGGUCCCUAGCUGAUCCCGCUGCAGCUGGCCUACCGAUGCUGUCCGACUUUCAAGGCAAUUCGUUGCAAGAUGAUAUUCACCCUGCCAGUGUGGGAAGUGAAGAGCUUCUCGAUCUCACCAUGUCAGACAUGGGAUGGGAUAUUGACUUUUCGACGAUGGAUCUUGAAGCCUUUUUCUCCAUCAAUCCGACUAUGGGGGCGCCUGCUGUGUGAUAUACCACCCGUGCCGUUCUUAAUGAAAGCCAAGACUAGGAAAAGGCCCUGGAUGCGAUGGCUUUUCAGGGCCAGUCCAAACAAUCGGUCAGUAAUGCUUGGGUGUCUCAAGCCUCAACGCCACCGAACCAUUGAAACAGCCUCGGCUCGUCGUCUAGAUAAGCAAAAGAGGUUAGCGUCGCCUAACAAUCCAGAGCUACGGGCAGAUGCCGUUGCUGCCUUCAGAAAGGGAGUCGACUUCGAGCUUCUUUUGGUAAACUACUGCAUAGCAGGGAUGUUAACAUGGUGGCGACAGGUGGCAAAACCAUGCACAUCAGACCAUGCGGGCGUGGCCGACACAUGUGGGGAAUUUUCCGUGCUGCUAUUGAUUAUCCAUGCCUCGCCCAUGUCCGACCGAC